Messenger RNA from Rubroshorea leprosula, 1036 nucleotides. NCBI's taxonomy places the organism in Eukaryota, Viridiplantae, Streptophyta, Magnoliopsida, Malvales, Dipterocarpaceae. The record is from the annotation of a GenBank genome assembly.
UCUCCUAUGUCGAAGAUGUCGAAGGGGAACUCUGUACCUUACGCCCACGCCCCUCUCCUCCCAAAUCCCAACCAAACCGUCAUUAUCCUCCCCGUCUAUUAUGAACACCCGGUCCGCCGCUAUCGCCGCCCUUGCCUGUCCUUUACCGCCGCUCUCCUUUUCCUCUCCGCGGCCGUCUUCUUCCUUUACCCCUCCGAUCCUGAUCUCCAACUCGUGCGUCUCCGACUCAACAAUGUUCGAGUCAACUCGCCCCUUAAACUCACUCUCGAUCUCUCUUUCUCCCUCACCUUCAAGGUCCAGAACAGGGACUUCUUUUCUCUGUACUACGAUCGCCUUGUGGCUUCGGUUGGAUACAGAGGGACGGAGCUAGGGUUUUUCAGUUCCGAAGGGGGCCGCGUUAGGGCCAGAGCAACCUCCUAUAUCAACACCACUCUUGAUCUCGACGGCCUGGAGGUCAUUCAGGAUGCAAUUUACUUGAUCGAGGAUUGGGCGAGGGGUGUUAUUCCGUUUGAUACUGAUACGAAGGUCAAAGGACUGCUUGGUCUCUUCUUCUUCAAAAUUCCUCUAAAGGCUAAAGUAUCAUGUGAGGUGUAUGUAAAUACGAACAACCAGACAAUAGUCCACCAAGAUUGCUAUCCUGAGUAAAGCCUCCUGACUGUACCUGAAUCUGGCAUAUAUUAUCUGAUUGAUAUAAUAGAAGUGGGUCAUAGAAUCAGAUGCUGGAGUUUAGUCAAGUUUAACCCCCUUGUUCAUGCUGUACAAGUGAAUGCAAUCACCGGUCGGUGUGUGUUUACUGCAAAAAUUGUAAACUGGAGUUGCUGGGAACAAUUUAUAAGCCAUUGUUGUCUGUAUCACACUUGUAAAUAUAUAUGAAAGAUUCCGAUUUCACAUGGCUUUGGAAUGGAUGGACCAUAUUUUUUCUUAAGAGGUUAUUGUGGUUAAGAUUGGUUCUAUGGACGGAAAAAUCAUCGUGCUCAUGAGUUGAUUUGUGAUUUAUUGUUCGGAUUCCCAUCGAAAAGAAAUGUUUUGUGCCUAG